Molecule: messenger RNA, 1721 nt
Organism: Andrographis paniculata
Lineage: Eukaryota; Viridiplantae; Streptophyta; Magnoliopsida; Lamiales; Acanthaceae
Product: NEDD8-activating enzyme E1 catalytic subunit
Exons: 9
Coding region: 119-1462 (447 amino acids)
Biological process (GO): protein neddylation
Cellular component (GO): nucleus; cytoplasm
Molecular function (GO): NEDD8 activating enzyme activity
Source: RefSeq, a predicted model, not a curated record
GAAGGGUUUACUGAAUAAAGCGCAAGAACCGUAGGGAUCGGAUACAAAGUCACCGGAGAGAGUAUCCGGCCAAACAUAUUUUAGGAUCGGAGAAUUAAGGGGUUUACCGUCACUGAAAAUGGCGGUGUCGCAGCCCAGCAGAUCAAGGGACCUCGACAAGCUUCUUCUCCGCCCCGGACACCUUGUUGGCCCGAAUUUUGAGCCCGGCGAGGAGCUUAGAGAGGACAUAAAAGAGUAUGUGAAAGUGUUGGUGGUGGGGGCAGGCGGGCUGGGCUGCGAAUUGCUGAAGGACCUGGCCUUAACAGGGUUUCGAAACCUAGAUGUAAUCGAUAUGGAUCGUAUAGAGGUCACGAACCUCAAUCGUCAGUUCCUCUUCAGGCUUGAAGAUGUAGGAAAGCCGAAGGCAGAAGUAGCUGCAAAACGAGUCAUGGAAAGAGUUAAGGGUGUUAACAUCGUCCCACAUUUCUGUCGUAUUGAGGACAAACCUUUGCAUUUUUAUAACGAUUUCAGUAUAAUUGUGCUUGGACUUGAUUCGGUUGAGGCUCGGAGCUACAUAAAUGGAGUCGCUUGCGGAUUUCUAGAGUAUGACUCUGAAGAUAACCCUCGGGAAGAAACAGUAAAACCUAUGGUAGAUGGUGGGACCGAAGGUUUCAAGGGCCAUGCCAGGAUCAUAAUACCGGGAAAGACACCAUGUUUUGAGUGUACCAUUUGGCUGUUUCCUCCACAAGUGAAAUUUCCUCUGUGCACUUUAGCAGAAACUCCAAGAACUGCUGCUCAUUGUAUUGAAUAUGCACACCUGAUUAAAUGGAACGAGGUUCAUGGUGACAAAAGUUUCGAUCCUGAUAACCCCGAAGACAUGCAAUGGGUUUACACCGAGGCUGUCAAGAGGGCUGAACUUUUCGGGAUUCCAGGAGUUACUUAUACUUUGACUCAGGGCGUGGUGAAAAAUAUAAUUCCUGCUAUAGCUUCCACGAAUGCUAUUAUUUCGGCUGCAUGUGCUCUGGAAACCUUGAAGCUUGUCUCUGGAUGCAGCAAGACAUUGUCAAACUAUUUAACGUACAAUGGUGUUGCAGGUCUUCAUACCAAAGUUACGGAGUUUGUUAGGGAUGGAGACUGUCUUGUCUGCGGUCCUGGUGUUCUUAUUGAGUUAGACAAGGCGGUUACUCUUAAAAAGUUCAUCGAUCAAUUGGAAGAUCACCCUCGGCUGCUCCUCAGUAGGGUGAGCGUGACAUCCGGUGGGAAGAAUUUGUAUAUGCAGGCACCUCCAGUACUAGAAGAGAUGACUCGAUCAAACCUGGAUCUACCUCUAUAUGAUCUAAUGGGCGAAGUCCCCAAGGAUGUUGUUAAUGUUACCGGAAUGACCGGAAAGGGUGAUAAGAAGCAAUCUUGUUCAAGAAAACUGCGAAUUGUAUUCAAGGGAGUCGACAGAGUUACAGACAUUGACAUGGCCGGUGGGGCGUAAUUAUCUUGGUAUGAUGAUUCUUGAAUCAACAUGCAUAAUAUUAAACGUACGUCUGUUUCCCAUUUCAUUAUUUUCCCAAGCGUAUGUGAAAAUUCUUCUGAAGUAGUAGGAAACAGAGACGCCGAAUUCCGAGCCUUUCUUUGUAACAUCCUUUCAUAUUUCACUUAUGAUUUAGUAUCAAUGAAACUAAAUUUUUGCUGCAAUCUUUGAAGAAUCUUGAUAUGCAUAUUCUUAAUGUUAUUUAAUUCUUUUAAUUUCA